AUGGCAACGAACGAUUUGAUUACGAGGUCGCGUGAGUUCAUCUCAACCCCCUUCACUGCUGCAUUUUGCGCAGGUGGAGUGGCGGGAGCUGUCUCGCGGACCGUCGUGUCACCCCUGGAACGAUUGAAGAUCCUCUAUCAAGUACAAAGCGCCGGUCGCAAUGAGUACAAAAUGCCCAUUUCCAAAGCUCUCCGAAAAAUGUACACAGAUGAGGGUUGGAGGGGUUUUAUGAGGGGGAAUGGCACCAACUGUGUCCGCAUUGUGCCUUAUUCGGCUGUUCAGUUUGGAGCCUACAAUGCCUACAAGAGAUUCUUCGAAAGUACACCCGGCGCAGACCUCGAUCCUAUCCGACGGUUAAUAUGUGGUGGCUUAGCUGGUAUCACAUCUGUGACAUUCACAUACCCUCUCGACAUCGUACGAACACGACUUUCAAUCCAGUCGGCCUCGUUUGCGGCACUUGGGAAACACGAAGGUAAGCUACCCGGAAUGUGGCAGACAAUGAUCAACAUGUACAAGAACGAAGGUGGUGUACUGGGUCUUUAUCGAGGAAUUAUUCCAACAGUGGCCGGCGUUGCACCAUAUGUUGGUCUGAACUUCAUGGUAUACGAAUCGGUUCGAGGUUGGUUCACGGAACCCGGUGAGAAAAACCCCGUGUGGUAUCGCAAACUCGCUGCGGGAGCAAUAUCAGGAGCUGUGGCUCAGACUUGCACAUAUCCAUUCGACGUGCUCCGAAGACGGUUUCAGAUCAAUUCCAUGUCCGGCAUGGGCUACCAGUACAAAGGCAUUUGGGAUGCUGUUCGGACCAUUGUCGCCCAAGAAGGGGUUGUGGGCUUGUACAAGGGCAUAGUGCCCAAUUUAUUGAAGGUUGCGCCCAGCAUGGCUAGCAGUUGGCUCAGUUUCGAAAUGACAAGGGACUUCUUGGUUGAUUUGGCGCCAACUAAAGCAGAUCCUAUAUAA
Molecule: messenger RNA, 957 nt
Organism: Exophiala spinifera
Lineage: Eukaryota; Fungi; Ascomycota; Eurotiomycetes; Chaetothyriales; Herpotrichiellaceae
Exons: 1
Coding region: 1-957 (318 amino acids)
Biological process (GO): transmembrane transport
Source: RefSeq, a predicted model, not a curated record